Onthophagus taurus is the source of this 493-nucleotide messenger RNA. The record is from RefSeq and is a predicted model, not a curated record. NCBI's taxonomy places the organism in Eukaryota, Metazoa, Arthropoda, Insecta, Coleoptera, Scarabaeidae.
ACAAGAACAGACCUAAGUUUACUUCCAACAAUGGAUAAAUCGUUAGCUUUCGUUGCCUUAUUCGUAAUUUCCGCGGCCGUUGUUAUUGCUCAAACAUGUGGUCCAAAUCAAGUAUAUAAUAGUUGCGGAUCUGCUUGCCCAGCUUACUGUAAUCAAGAACCUGGCCCUUGUACUCUGAAUUGCGUCGCCGGUUGUUUCUGUGAUGAGGCUAAUAACUUUACCAAAAGAGCAAUAGAUGCGGAGAAUGACGAUUGUAUCCAACAAUCUGCAUGUCCUACUUGUCCUGGUGCCAACGAAAUAUAUAAAGUGUGUGGAACUCGCUGUCAAGAUUAUUGUGGCAAACCAGAAGGUAUGGUGUGUCCAGCAAUUUGUCAAGAAGGUUGUUUUUGUAAAGACGGCUUCAUACGUGCAAACGACAAUGUCACGGUUGGAUGUAUCCCGGUGGAAGAGUGCCCUUAAUUCUCUUAGUAUCUUGUAUUUUUUUGGCAAAUUA